AUGCUCCUGAGCCUGCUGUACACCCUCGGCGUCGCCCUCGCACCGCUGCCGCUGCGCCGCAGCAGAACCGCACUGCCCAGGAUGUGCGACCAGUCCUCGCUUUCCCAGCCGGCGCAGGCCGACGCGGCCGACGCGGCCGACGCCCUCGCGCUGCACCGGCGGCUCAAGCUCCGCUCUGAGGUUGAGGACGAGUUCGGCAGGGCGCUGAAGGAGGGCCUCGAGGUGUGCGCGCACUCGCUCCGCCUGUACGGCCCGGCGCGUGUCGUCACCAGCUUCAACGGCGGCAAGGACGCCGUCGCCAUCUUGCACUUGAUGCGCGCGGCGCUCGCGGCGCACAGCGAGGCGGCGGGCGGGCCGCGAGAGCGGCUGCGCGUCAUCUUCUUCGAGCAGCGGGACGAGUUCCCCGAGGUCGACGCCUUUGUGCGCGACGCCGUCGAGCGCUACGACCUCGAGCUCUGCACGUACUCGGAUGGCUUUGCCGCCCAGAAGCCGAAGACGCACUCUUGCUUUGCCGCCGGGCUGGAGAGCUGCAUCGCGGAGCACGGGUCGGCGGCGUUUGUGCUUGGCACGCGGGAGGGCGACCCGAACGGGUCCGGGCAGGGCGCCUUCGAGCCCUCCUCCACUUGGAUGCCCCCUUUCAUGCGCGUGAACCCCGUGCUGCUCCUAGAAGCGGAAGACGGAUUCCUGCCUCCCAAAGCGACUCACGACCUCGUCAUUACCUCUGGUGGCGUCGGCCCAACGUGCGACGACGUCACGCUGAAGGCGGUGGCCGCCGCCUUCGGCACACAACUGGCUCCCUCCGAUGCGAUGCGAGGCGCCAUUCGCGAGCGACUGAGCGGCGAGGGCUCGCCGGGCGGCGCUCUAAUCAAUCGAGGCGCGCGGCUGCGCGAUUUGCCGCCGGCGCCGGGCGCGCGGGGCGAGGCGAGCGGGGCGGUGGGGCACGUGUUUGUGCUUCCUGGCGUGCCUGCCUUCUUCGCCGCCAAGGUGAACGGUCUCGUCGCGCACCUCGUUAGCGGAGGCGCUCCCCCGUGCCACCGCUCUCGGACCAUCUCGGCGAACCUCGCGAUCUCGGCCAAUCUCCCCCUCGUCACGCUCGAGGCGGAGGCGGGGUCGGCGGCGGAGGUCGAGGCGGCGCUGGCGGACUUGGUGGCGGCCGUCGACCCCGCCGCCAUCCUCAAGACGGAGUGA
Emiliania huxleyi CCMP1516 is the source of this 1188-nucleotide messenger RNA. RefSeq lists its product as hypothetical. The record is from RefSeq and is a predicted model, not a curated record. Bases 1 to 1188 code for a protein of 395 amino acids. NCBI's taxonomy places the organism in Eukaryota, Haptophyta, Isochrysidales, Noelaerhabdaceae. The transcript has 7 exons. Gene Ontology annotation, molecular function: FMN adenylyltransferase activity. Gene Ontology annotation, biological process: FAD biosynthetic process.